AUGCCGCCGCUGCUGCUGGUUGAGGGCACCGUUUGGCCGGGGAUGGGACCUCCAGGACGAGGUCCUCUCCGGCCUCCUCCGAGGCUUGCCUGCUCCCUUCAAAAGUUCUGUGCCAACAGAGAGGUUCCCGUCCAUACCCAGGACCGUGGGAUGGAGAGGUGGAGACCGAGUACUGAGGCCGGGAAGGCAUCUGUCCCCCUCCCCAAAGGGAGAAGGCGGGCAUGUUCGGAGACCUCUCCCGCCUGCAGCACUGCACACACGGCCUUGCCUUGGCUUUCAGCCUUCCGCAUUGCGAUGGAUGUUUACAGGAACCCAGCCAGAGUAUGCCUCCCUGCUCUUUAUCCCCGACUGCACCUGCUGCCCACACUUAACUUUCAAGAGGACACUUCAAACCGCGGACACACACACACAGAAGCAACAGGCAACUCUGGCUGA
Pipistrellus nathusii (Nathusius's pipistrelle) is the source of this 435-nucleotide messenger RNA. The record is from the annotation of a GenBank genome assembly. NCBI's taxonomy places the organism in Eukaryota, Metazoa, Chordata, Mammalia, Chiroptera, Vespertilionidae.